Molecule: messenger RNA, 2555 nt
Organism: Sapajus apella (tufted capuchin)
Lineage: Eukaryota; Metazoa; Chordata; Mammalia; Primates; Cebidae
Gene: CCDC126
Product: coiled-coil domain containing 126
Exons: 4
Coding region: 497-919 (140 amino acids)
Source: RefSeq, a predicted model, not a curated record
GCCUCGCGCCAUGGGCGGCUAGUCCCAGAGUGCUGGAAGGGCCGGUCGGGAGGCGGAGCGGAAGCCGAGUGCUAGGGACUAGCGGAGUAAAAUCUGCACAAGCUGGGAACCAACCUCCUCUCGACUCCCGCCCCCUGGCCUUUCUCCGUCCCGACCUGGAGCUGCUUCGCCAGUGCGGGACGCAGCUGACGCCCGCUAAUCAGCUCUCGCUGCGUCGCCUCGGCUCAGAAGCUCCGUGACGGCGGCGACCGUGACGGGAAGCCCAAGGCAAGCCAAGUUCUGUUCUAGUUUGGGAGAGAGAGAAAGUCAGAUGCCCCUUUUAAACUCUGUCUUCAAAACUCAUCUCCUGGUUGACGUUAAUAGAGUGGAUACAACCUUGCUGAAGAUGAAGAAUAUACAAUAUUGAGAUUUUUUUCUUUUUUCUUUCAAAUCCUGAUUGUUUUGUGGCUUGCAUCAAGUUACCACUUUUCAGUCAAGUCUGUUUGCUUCUUUAGAAAUGUUUUUUACAAUCUCAAGAAAAAAUAUGUCCCAGAAAUUGAGUUUACUGUUGCUUGUAUUUGGACUCAUUUGGGGAUUGAUGUUACUGCACUAUACUUUUCAACAACCAAGACAUCAAAGCAGUGUCAAGUUACGUGAGCAAAUACUAGACUUAAGCAAAAGAUAUGUUAAAGCUCUAGCAGAGGAAAAUAAGAACACAGUGGAUGUCGAGAAUGGUGCUUCUAUGGCAGGAUAUGCGGAUCUGAAAAGAACAAUUGCCGUCCUUCUGGAUGACAUUUUGCAACGAUUGGUGAAGCUGGAGAACAAAGUUGACUAUAUUGUUGUGAACGGCUCAGCAACCAACACCACCAAUGGUACUGGUGGGAAUUUGGUGCCAGUAACCACAAAUAAAAGAACGAAUGCCUCAGGCAGCAUCAGAUAGCAGUUGAAGAUCACCUUGUGCUGCUCCAUCCGCUGUGGAUUAUAUCCUAUGGCAGAAAAGCUUUAUAAGCGUUGGCUAGGACAGAGUAAUAUUUUACAAUAAAAUCUCUACACAUUUUCAAGGAGUAUGCUGGAUUCAUGGAACUCUAAUUCUGUACAUAAAAAUUUUAAAGUUAUUUGUUUGUUUUCAGGCAAGUCUCUUCAAUGCUGUACUAUGUCCUUAAAGGGAAUUUGGUACCUUGAUGUAGUAAGCAGGUAGGUGAGUUUUGUAUAAAUCUUUUGUGUUUGAGGUCAAGCUAAAACAAAAACACUGAAAGACAUGGAUUUAUUUCUAUAACAUAUUUAUUUAAGUAUAUAACAUGUUUCUUGGACAAGUGGAGAAUAUUUAAUCAUUCUGUCAUUUGUUCUCAAUAGAUGUAACUAUUAAACUAAGGCUAUUUGAAAAUGUCCUUCCUUCUUGUACUAUAUUUUGUUAUUCCAGUUGUGAGCAGAGAAAGGAAAUAUAAUGUUGAAAAUAAUGUUUUGAAAUCAUGACCCAAAGAAUGUAUUCAUUUGCACUAUCCUUUGAAAUAACUGAAGGUUAAUUACUGUAUAUUUUUAAAAAUUACAUUUAUAAGAGCAUAAUCUUGAAAUGGGUAGCAGCCACUGUCCAUUACCUUUCGUUAACAUUGGGGCAAUUUAAUAACAGCAUUAAAAUAGUUGUAAACUCUAAUCUCAUACUUAAAUUUUUCUCAUAUAUAUAUUCUGAAGAAUAAAAUAUUUUUCUGGUAAGAUUUAACAGUAACUAAAGUAUUCAUGAUUUUUCACAUACAUGAAUGUUCAUUUAAAAGUUUAACACUUUGCGUGUCUAUGCUAUCAGGAAAGCACAUUAUUUCCAUAUUUGGGUUAAUUUUGCUUUUAUUAUAUUGGUCCGGGAGGAAGGGACUUGGGAGACUGGAACUCUUGAGGACUUUAGCCAGAUGUAUAUAAUAAAAGUACUUUAGUGCUGCAUUAAAUUGCUGGGAAAAUGUUAACAUUAUAUUGUAUAAGAGUAUCCUGCUUUAAGAAAUUUUGAAUUUGUAUAACAGAAACAUUAUAUAUUCAUUUUAUAUAAUGGCCACUUAAAAUAAUUAAGAACAUUUAAAAUAUAAACUAUGAAGAUUGACUGUCUUUUCAGGAAAAAAGCUACUGUAUAUAGCACAGGAAAUCCUAAUCUUGGUAAUUCUAGUAUAAAACAAAUUAUACUUUUAUUUAAAUUUCCCUUGUAGCAAAUCUAAUUGUCACAUGGUGCCCUAUAUUUCAUAGUAUUUAUUCUCUAUAAUAACUGCUUAAGUGCAGCUAGCUUCUAGAUUUAGACUGUAUAGAAUUUAGUUUUAGAUAUUGUAUUGUUCAUUAUUACAAUAUGCUACCACAUGUAGCAAUAAUUAUAAUAUUUUGUUAAAAUAAAUACGUGAAAAUAUUGUUUCAUGAAAGACAGAUUUCCAAAUCUCUGUUCUCUUCUCUGUACUCUCUACCAUUAUGUGAAGAAAUUAAUUAUAUACCAUUGCCAGGUAGAAGUUUGGAAUAAUUGUUUAGUCUCUCCUAUUAGAUGUGGACAUUUUUGUUUUUUGUUUUUUUUCAGGGAUGAAAUAAAAUAUAUUAUUUCUACUUACAAAACA